AUGUCGUUCAAAGUGGAGAUUCUUCCCGACGAAAAAGAUGUCUUCAAACAAAGCGACGACGAGUGCGAACAGCUGGCUAAAACCUUAAGACUCUCCAAACAAGUGUUCUUUGAUCUAGAGUUCCACGAUGUCAGCAGUAUUAUAACAAAGGUUAGAAACGCGACGGGCUAUUGGGUGUACAGUCGAACCCUUACCACGUGGUGCCUUCCCAGAGAAAUAGCCGAGCAAGAACAUGGCAAAUGGUGUCUUUAUGACGAUCCGUGGCCAUUUCAUGUUGGUCAAGGGACUAAUUUGGACAACAACUGGUUGAUUGCUGUGAUUCAGACGAUUGCGAGGAAAAGAGAGCUUUUAGAGCACAUUUUACCGAUGAGAGAUUAUACAAAAGAUUGUGGAAUUGUGCAGGUUAGAUUAUUCGUUGAUGGAAAAUGGCAAGUAAUAAAAAUCGACUUUUUUCUUCCUGCCGCUAAAGGGAAGUCGGCUACUGCGACAACGUACCGAAAUCAAUUUUGGGUUGCAUUCAUCGUUAAAGCUUACGCGAAGGUCCACAAUCAUUACGUCAAAAUGCUCGCAGGCAACGCGAAAGUAGCAUUUGAGUGUUUGACUGGAUACAAGAAAGCAAAUCCGGAUUUGAUGUGGAGACACCUUAUUGAAAAUUUAUCAUGCAGUCGUCUUAUGGUUGCCUCGACACCAUUAUUGCAAAAAGGUUCGGACGAGAAGAAAAUGUUAUACGAGAUGAAACUGAAAUGCGAUGAGACCUACUCAAUAUUGGAUUUCAAAACACAUGAUGACAAUCAAUUGAUUCUGAUUGGAUCUACUGGGACGGAUAAUCAUAAAAACGAAUUUCUGCCAAUUUAUAAAAUUCACAACAAGCUGUCAGCCGCCGAUCAACUGGAAGCAGAAAAACGAUUGUUUUGGUUCAGAAUUCAAGAUUUCAUUCGAUAUUUCGACUAUUUAUACAUUUGUGAAUACAAGGAGCCAAUGUUUGAGAAACGUUUUUUGCAGCAAGCCAAAAAAACUGAUUCAUGUCAAAGCGAAGUUCUAUGUCUCCACAUCAAAAAACGUCAGAAGAUCGCAUUUGAAGUUUGUAGUGCCGGAAUAGACGACAAGUACCGGCUACCAUUGAUUCUGAACAUUCACAGGGAGGCAACAAAUGACAAUUGUGGAGAAUUGAUUCAGUGUUUCUAUCAAUAUGACAUCCGACUUACGACUGAGCCCAUGUUUUUGGACCCUGGAACGUAUUCUCUGUUUUUCGUAUCUGAUCGAAAGUUUGCUGGUUUAUCGUUGAAAUGGCAUGUUAGAAGCCCGACGUCUUUGGAUAGUGUCGCGAUAUUUUUCAAUUUGUUCCCCCAAUCAGUUUUUAUCAAAAGUCUCCAAACUAUGAUUGCGAAAAAUGGGACGGUAGAGAACAACAAGAAAGAUAACAUAGUGAUUUACAAGUUGCUCAAAGAGAAAAAUGCUCAUUUUAUGAUGGAGAACUCAUCGGAAGCCAAUUAUGUUCGAGUGAAUAUGAACCUAUCCGAAAAGUGGCUUUCAAUACCACCAAUGUCGCGCUCGAUCAUCGCCAUCAUCCCAGUGUCCGACGCGGAAAAAUAUGAUGAUUUCAAGAUAAAAUACCAAAUCUGCUCGUGGUACAAGAACCCUCUCAACUGGUUCUAUGAUUCACCAGUUGACCAGUUGGAGUGCCCUAUACCGUUGAACUAG
Messenger RNA from Caenorhabditis remanei, 1701 nucleotides. RefSeq lists its product as uncharacterized. The record is from RefSeq and is a predicted model, not a curated record. The transcript has 11 exons. Bases 1 to 1701 code for a protein of 566 amino acids. NCBI's taxonomy places the organism in Eukaryota, Metazoa, Nematoda, Chromadorea, Rhabditida, Rhabditidae. Gene Ontology annotation, cellular component: cytoplasm. Gene Ontology annotation, molecular function: calcium-dependent cysteine-type endopeptidase activity. Gene Ontology annotation, biological process: proteolysis.